AUGCCUUCCCCAUCGAACAGCCCCCGCCGCUCCCAGUCGCCCGACAACCAGCCUCCGAGCCCCCGCCUCCAGCGCGAAGACAGCACGGUCGGCGCACCCGGCGCACCCGCCGAACGUGACGAAGCCAGGCUCACCGCCAUCGCGAACCGAGUACUGGGCGCAUUCGACCCAAAUGACUUCUUCGGAUCCAUGGCGACCGCAUUCGAAAGGAUGAGAGACGCCUCCGGUGGCGACCCUGCCACGUUCAGGGCAAUUGGUCGCCACGCUAUUGCCGAGAUUAAUCGGAGGCGCAAUCCGGAGGAUGGAAUUCUCGAUCCUGCCCCGCCCUACACGGCGCUACCUAAGGAGGGGGAGGUCACGGUUGAGUUGUCGGUUGUGGAGCCGGAGUACACCCCGCGCUACACUCGGUACCCGCAAGGUCGGAAGAGGAAGAGGGAGGAGGACGAUAACGAAGAGGACGACGAGAAGGGGGAGGACGAGGAGGAGGAGCAGAACCACGAGGAGCAGGGAAACGAGGAAGAGGACAACGAGGAAGAGGACAAAGAGGAGGAGAAUGACUCCGAUUAG
Neurospora tetraspora is the source of this 567-nucleotide messenger RNA. RefSeq lists its product as uncharacterized. The record is from RefSeq and is a predicted model, not a curated record. The transcript has a single exon. NCBI's taxonomy places the organism in Eukaryota, Fungi, Ascomycota, Sordariomycetes, Sordariales, Sordariaceae. The coding region runs from base 1 to 567 and encodes 188 amino acids.